UGAAAGAGAGGCAAAAGAAUGUCCACACACGGGACGGUGGCUCCGGCGGAAUGCUGCUCUAGACCCGCGGAUAGCCCACAUCACAUAUCAGUUCAGGUUGGAUGCAACGCAACUGUCAUGGAUCUGCACGAGUCCUGGGUUUAUCUCACCCUCGUGAAAGAGAAAAACUUAUGACUACAUCCUAAAGUUAACAAGACACACCUGGAAAUGGAUUAAUUUCAAAACGGCAGCGUGUGAGUUAACUCUCUUAUUUAAAAUUCUGCAGCAGUGUGCGGCAAUAACGAAACAGCUGAACGGCGCUUCAAUCUUUAAUUUCAAAUGAGUUUUGCAUACGUCGGUUAUUCGGAUGAUGGGGCAACAUGAGUGAGAUUGUAUAAACUCCUGUAAGGACCGUGUAUAGAUUAACCUCAAUAUUAAGACCAACCUCCCUAAACAAACUGGUGUCCUAGUCUACGUCAACCCAAGAGUUUUCACUUGUUGCACCUAAGCGAAAGAUGCUGCGCGCGCACUUGAUGGCACUUGGCCUCUUGCUGAGCCCGCUGGGUCUUGCGCUGGGGUGCCAGCUGCCGACCGAGUGGCGGCCGCUGAGCGAGGGCUGUCGCGCGGAGUUGGCUGAAAUCAUUGUGUAUGCCAAAGUGCUCGCUAUCCACGAAGAACCGCAUGCUGCGAGCCUCUUCAACUACUUGCCGUACCAGUUUGAGGAGGAGCGCGCCGGGCUCCUCUACGCGGCCGAGGUGGAGAUGCUCUGCGAUCAGGCGUGGGGCAGCAUGCUCGAAGUGCCCGCUGGCUCCCGGCUGAACCUCACGGGGCUGGGUUACUUCUCCUGCCAGUCACACACCGUGAUGGAGAACGAGUCCUAUAUCUUUUUCCUGAGGAUGGACGAAAACUACAACCUCCUUCCGCAUGGAGUCAACUUCCAGGAUGCCAUAUUCCCAGACACGUCGGAGAACCGACGGACGUUCUCUAGCCUCUUCCAGUUCUCCAACUGCACACACGGCCAGCCCAUGCAGAGCUUCAGCCCCGCCUGGGAGAACCAGGAGGACAGCAGGCUGCUGUGUUCGUCGGUGCAGCAGGUCCUGUUUGAGGAGGAGGAGCGCGUCCGGGUCCUGCAGGAGCGCACGGCCGAGCUGGAGCGCCGCAACCGGCAGCUGAAGGAGCGCGUGCGCAAGCUGAAGCGCUCGGUCCGGCGGGCGCGGAAGACGGCGCGGCAGGCCGAACGGGAGCGCCAGGACCUGCGGGAGCGUCUGAGCGCCACGGAGAGGAGGGCCGGGCACCACCUGAACGCCAUCGCUCACCACGCGCCGCCCGCACAGAAGCACGGGCAGACCACUCCACGCCACUCCAGCUACGUACAGGGACUAUGAGGGAUGCACACAUCACUUCAGCAUGUCACACACACACACACACACACACACACACACACACACACACACACACACACACACACAGCAUUUCACCUCCUAUAUACAAGGACUGUGUGGAGACACAUGGACACGUCCAUCAAAACAUCCUCUCUCACUACAUCACACACACACACACACACACACACACUGUCCAUCUUUGCGUUCUACAUACAGAGACUUGAGAUUGUUAACAGACUGCUGGGCAGUCUUUUGCUCUCUCUCUCUGGCACUCUAUUCCUCUCUCUCUCUCUCUCUCUCUCUCUCUCUAUACAUCACUGUGAUCUCACUACGUUCUCUCUUUCCCAUAGCUUCACCCUCUCCACCUAAAGAUUGCAGAAAAAAGGCAUUCAUUAAUAUCCGUGUGCUGCAUUGCUUGGGCAUUUACACACCACAUGCAUAUAGACACACAUAUAAACAUACUGUCUAUCUUUCACUCGUAUCCUUGUACACACCACACACACAUGUACACACACACACACACACACACACACACAAAACAGCGGUAACAGACAUAUUAACAGACAAUAAUUGCCAGACUUGCCUUGUCCCCCAGUCCAGAAUUGGGGGAACUUGAUUCCAUUCUGUCAUGAAUGAAUGAGCAAAAGAACGAGUGAAUUUUGAAUCUUUGAAACUUAUAGGGGAUGUUUCAUUUGUUCAUAGAUGAAUGGUGUGUUUUUUAUACCUGUGUAUGGUCCUGUACAUAGGCUGCAUAUAAAGUGUCAAUAAGUAA
Molecule: messenger RNA, 2133 nt
Organism: Clupea harengus (Atlantic herring)
Lineage: Eukaryota; Metazoa; Chordata; Actinopteri; Clupeiformes; Clupeidae
Gene: ccdc3a
Product: coiled-coil domain containing 3a
Biological process (GO): negative regulation of gene expression
Cellular component (GO): extracellular region
Source: RefSeq, a predicted model, not a curated record